AUGGGAGACCAUGACCUUUUGCAAUCCUCUCAUUUCACUGUGGACCGUUUGCAUAAUCAGUUCUGGCAAAGUUGGCAUUUUCAAUGUCUUAAAUGGUCUGUCAAUCCUGCCUCGUUUAGUUGCGUUGCCGUCUGUACCAGAUGUCGCGCAACAACAAGCCUUCACCACUUGCAGGAGGUUAAUCAUGUCCUGGUUGGCACCCACAAUCGCGUCAGUCAACUGGUACCGAGUCGUCUGAUGUUGGGCUGUCGGGCGCAUCUGACCCUCUCGGCGGAGGCCAUAGCGACCCCUGCCUCAGUAGAAAUCAUUCAUUUUCGCCUCAUUUCGCUUUAUCCGUCUGCUUCAUAUGCGACUCAUCGCAAUUUCUAG
Messenger RNA from Protopolystoma xenopodis, 369 nucleotides. The record is from the annotation of a GenBank genome assembly. NCBI's taxonomy places the organism in Eukaryota, Metazoa, Platyhelminthes, Monogenea, Polystomatidea, Polystomatidae.